AUCAAUCGUAUUUCAAUAGAUUAAGUAUUCCGUUUGUAUUUUUAGCUACGCGUUAACGUGACUCUUUGCAGUGCUAGCAAACAUUGUUAGUAUUAUCUAGCUAGCUAGUUAGACUUCCUAUCAAGUUAAUUUCGCUCUGGCAAGCUUGCUACUACUAGCCUAUAGCUAGAAACACCCACUGCCUUAGCUAUCAGCGAUCUAGCCUGUUCUUAACAAGCUAGCUAGUUACAUUAUAUAUCUGGUCCACGAUGUUAUGUUCGGUUUGAGUGUUUAACGCCAUGCAGCGUUCAAAAAAAAAAUCCUCCUAUUAUCUUGCCUGGCCUUGUUGGUGUCUGAAAGUUGAUUACAUUCGAUUUAGAACCAGACUGACUCCCGGGUAUGAGCCAUGUGACGUAAUUAAGCAUGAGCGGUAAUUAGUAGGAUUCAGUGUUUUCCCAUGCAAAAGUGAUUGCUUUUGAUAAAAACACUUUAUCGAGUUAAAAAAUGUGAACAUGUAUGUAGGGAAAUCAGUGGAAUUAGAGUAUGGGCAUUCGUGACAGGGAGAAGCAUUCAUCCAUGAUUUAUACAGAGGGCCGUAUCAAAGAUGUCCAUGAACCUAGACCCAAACUGUCAACACUCAGUUCAGCCUCAUCCAUUAAAAAGUGGAUCCCAAGCAUCAAGAAUGAAAUCGAGUAUUAUCUGCAGCAGUCCCAGUUGUCUCACUACCCUGAGAGGAAGAUAGCAGAGUUCCAGCUGAGCAUCCAGGGGCUGGAGAAAGAGUAUAAACGCUUCAUCUAUAAACUGAAAGCCCUGGACCCGACCUGUAAACACCAGCCCUGGACACCUAGAGCAUACACCAAGAGGAGUGCAGACACACACAUCUCCCACAACACCGCCAAGAAACCAUGCGGUCUCCAGUCAUGUGAUAUGAGCAGGCCGGUGGGUGGAUCACAGAGUAACUGGGUCGUUGAAAGAUCAGGAAGUGAAGCAACCUCAGCCUCUGAGAACAAUGUACACUUCCACCAAUCAGGGACUUUCCUCAGCCCAUUUCCAGUUGACCUGACUAAUCCCAGCCCAGAGUCCACCAAUCCAGAUCAGGACCAGCCCCUGACCUUUGAUCGCACCCGUCUGGCGGUGGUUCUAGCAGGGUCCAGAGGCCCAUUACAACCAGGGUCGUCUCACACUCAGAGUAUGGCCAGGGUGCUGCUCUCUGGGCUACCCAACCUCCACAGCUCUCCACUGGGAAGGGCCAUUGCUGCACAGGACAGAGACAAUACAGGGGGAGAGAGACUAGACAGCACAGGAGCAGGAGGAGCCCAUAGCAUCGUUAAUGAUGAAAAGAGCACAGGGCAUGUACUGGGACUAGGCUGCUACUCCUCCUCAGACGAUGAAGACAACACAUGACAAGGCUUUGUUAUUAGCACUGGAUCUCUGAUCACUACUCAGAACUCAAUCUGCCAUUCAUGGACAUCCCAUGCUCCAGUACUUGUCCAUUUUACCGUGAACUCCAAUCAGCUGUUGUGAACCACAGGUUCUUUCUUUUCUUAUUGUACAUUAUGUAGAUACACAAUAAAAAUGGCAAUGAUACAAUGUA
Messenger RNA from Salmo salar (Atlantic salmon), 1573 nucleotides. RefSeq lists its product as uncharacterized. Gene Ontology annotation, biological process: generation of catalytic spliceosome for second transesterification step. NCBI's taxonomy places the organism in Eukaryota, Metazoa, Chordata, Actinopteri, Salmoniformes, Salmonidae. The record is from RefSeq and is a predicted model, not a curated record.